This is a messenger RNA of Candoia aspera, 2503 nucleotides long. It is a transcript of the gene ATP6V0D2, whose product is annotated as ATPase H+ transporting V0 subunit d2. The record is from RefSeq and is a predicted model, not a curated record. The transcript has 8 exons. Gene Ontology annotation, molecular function: proton-transporting ATPase activity, rotational mechanism. Gene Ontology annotation, biological process: vacuolar transport; vacuolar acidification; proton transmembrane transport. Lineage: Eukaryota; Metazoa; Chordata; Lepidosauria; Squamata; Candoiidae. Gene Ontology annotation, cellular component: proton-transporting V-type ATPase, V0 domain; plasma membrane proton-transporting V-type ATPase complex; vacuolar proton-transporting V-type ATPase complex. Bases 170 to 1225 code for a protein of 351 amino acids.
AAGUUUAUGUUGUAUAAGCACUGCAAACUGCAGCUGGUCUGUUUUGGAAACAAUGAAGCAGGAAGGAAGAAUUCACUUUGAACCAAACCAGUCCUAGGUCCUUCUGCUGAUCAUCUUCUGAAGAGAAACACAAAACUCAGGAUUUUCUAAACAGAGGGAGAUUUCCAUUAUGCCAGGCUACUCAGAAUUUUAUUUCAACGUGGAUCAUGGAUAUCUCGAAGGACUGGUCCGAGGCUUUAAAGCUGGAAUCUUGAAGGCUUCUGACUAUGUCAACCUAGCACAGUGCGAAACCCUGGAAGACCUAAAGUUACAUUUGCAAACCACAGAUUAUGGAAACUUCUUGGCCAAUGAAACUGGCCCCCUCACCGUCUCUACAAUUGAUGACAAACUAAAAGUCAAACUACUGACAGAAUUUCAAUAUUUUAGAAAUCAUGCCUUUGAGCCACUUUCAACAUUUCUAAAUUAUGUAACAUACAGCUAUAUGAUUGAUAAUGUGAUUCUCCUCAUUACUGGUACGCUGCGCCAAAGACCCAUAGAUGAAUUGGUUCUUAAAUGCCAUCCUUUGGGCAACUUUGAGCAAAUGGAAGCUGUCAGCAUUGCUCCAAACCCUGCAGAGCUCUUCAACGCAAUCUUGGUGGACACGCCAUUAGCUGAUUUUUUUCAAGAUUGUGUAUCUGAAAAUGACCUGGAUGAAAUGAAUAUUGAACUCAUGCGCAACAAACUGUACAAGUCUUAUCUUGAGGCCUUUUAUUCAUUCUGCAAAAAACAAGGUGGCACUACAGCAGAUAUAAUGUGCCCUAUUUUAGAGUUUGAAGCUGACCGGCGGGCAUUUAUCAUCACCAUUAAUUCAUUUGGAACUGAACUAAGUAAAGAGGACAGACAGAAGCUGUAUCCAACUUGUGGGAGACUGCAUCCAGAAGGCUUAGAUAUGCUUGCCAAGGCUGAGGAUUAUGAGCAAGUGAAGGGUGUGGCAGACUACUAUGCUGAAUACAGGGCUUGCUUUGAAGUGGUUGGAGGUGGUACAGGUGACAAAACGUUAGAAGAUGCUUUUUUUGAGCUUGAGGUAAAAAUGAAUGUGCUGGCAUUCAACAGUCAGUUUCAUUUUGGCGUCUUUUAUUCCUAUGUUAAACUGAAAGAACAAGAAAGCAGAAAUAUUGUAUGGAUUGCUGAGUGCAUUUCCCAAAGGCACAGAACAAAGAUUAACAACUACAUCCCUAUAUUCUAAAUUGGUUGUUAGUGAUGCCUGUUGUCAUCUAUUAAGCGUUCUUUACUAAAUUGUUCCUCAUACUACGAAAAAAAAUCUGUUUGCAUAUUUGGCCCUCAGGAAGUGGUUGUCCUAGAAAGUAACAUUUGGUUGUUCCCAUAUGUUCAGGCUGUUCCAAUGAAACAACUCAAGACAUGAUUUGAGCAAUUUUCAGUCACCAUAUUACAACAAAAGUAAGGUGAAUACAAAGGCUUGUGAUUAGGAUGUUCAAAUAUCCUAUUUUAUAAAAGGCAAUCAUCUACUUAAAGGGUUGUCAAAGAUGUUUUUCUUUAUAAAGGCAAGCUCUAUUUGAAGGGAUUUCCAGGUCACAUAUGACUUAAAGUUUAAAGAAUCAGUUGAGAUAGUACUUCAAACUGGAGAUAGUACUUCAAAUUGGAGAUGCUUGUGAAUAAUUAGCAGCUGGAGUAGGGGUUUCUGCAGGGUGUGGUAAAAAAAUUCAAACUGGUGGCUGCAAUGGUGCAACUGAACCUCCACCUAUUUUAAUGUGUGUCAUACAUGUGAAGCACAUAAUAAACAGGUGGAGCUUCAAUCACACCAUUGUGUCUGCCAUAUUGACUUUUUUGACUGCACCCUAUGGACAUCCCUCAGUUGGAGAGUAAGCAAAGGCACAUAAGUCACCUGGUCAUAGCCUUCCACACUUUGGCAAGAUGGAUGUCAUUUCUAUUUAUGUCACAGUAAUUAUUUUUAGACCUGCCUUUAUUUUAUGCAAGAUUGUGCCAAAUUUGAUCCUCUUUGGGGUUCAUGUUUGUGUUGCCACCCAAGAGUUGUGAUAACACUGUGGAAAACUUGCUACCUCCUUAAUGAGCAACACAAAAAAAUUAUCAAUUUAGUGUAACAACUGCAGUAUGUAAUAAUUUUAAGCAGUCAGAUUGAUUAACCUCUGAUGACUAAAUUAGGUUAAAUGGGCCCCUUUUUUAUGGAAUGAUGCAACUAGGACUCAAAAGCUACAUCACAAAGCAGUAAUAUUUAAUGGGAUAGUUCUGCUUAUUGCUGGAUUCCUUUGGGGAAUUGUGUCUUUAAUAUGCAUAGUAUACAUAAAUUUCAGAUUAUAGUGAUUCUAGAUUUCUUUGGGUUUUCUGUAGCAAAAAGAAAUGCCCCCAAUUUGAUCCAGAGAUCUUUUUGAAUACAUAUAAAGAAACCUAUCCUCUAAUAAUAACUCUUGUGAAAGGGAAGGGAUACUUGGCAUUAGUGCCUUCCCAUUAUUUACUAAUGGGUGGGUAUGCUUAAUUAAGCUAUGAG